GCUGCUGCUACUGUACUAAUGGUUACGAAAUAGAAGACUUGGUUUCGAGGAUAUUAUCAAAACAGUGAACAGGUCUGUAGAUGCUGUUGUCAUGCAGAUACCUGCCUCCUCCUGUGGCAGUGGGAAGAUGUGCUUCUACAAUACAAGCUGGUGUACAACAGUUUGUUCCUGCAAGUGGCUCCUUUGACUCCAGUGCUUUGGAACAGCUCCAGGCCUUUAUAUCACAGGCUUCUCGUCUGUUUGUAAUAAGCGGUGCCGGACUCUCCACUGAAUCGGGUAUUCCAGACUACAGGUCAGAGGGAGUGGGACUGUACGCACGGACUAACAGACGGCCUAUGCAGCACUCUGAGUUUGUGCGCAGUGAGAAAUCCAGGCAGAGGUACUGGGCGCGAAAUUAUGUGGGGUGGCCACAGUUUUCUUCGCACCAGCCUAACUCAGCACAUCUCGCAUUACGGGACUGGGAAGAAAAGGGAAAACUGCACUGGCUUGUGACUCAGAAUGUAGAUGCCUUGCAUUUAAAGGCUGGACAACAGAGACUGACUGAACUGCAUGGAUCUACCCAUAGGGUUGUGUGUUUGGACUGUGGUGAACUGACUCUUCGUGCUGAGCUUCAGAAGCGUUUCACAGCCUUGAACCCCGGCUGGGAAGCGACUGCAUGUGCGGUGGCUCCAGAUGGAGACGUGUUUCUGGAGGAGGAGCAGGUGCUGAACUUCAGAGUGCCUGCAUGCAACGCUUGUGGUGGCGUUCUCAAACCCGAGGUCACCUUCUUUGGGGAUGUGGUCAAGCGGAAUACAGUUCACUUUGUGCAUAACAAGCUGGCCGAGUCUGAUGCUGUGCUUGUUGCUGGAUCUUCUCUUCAGGUGUUUUCAGGGUACCGAUUUCUCCUCGCUGCUAGUGAAAGAAAACUCCCAAUAGCCAUUGUGAAUAUUGGAGCUACACGAGCUGACCAUCUGACUGACAUCAGGGUGAGUGCUCGAUGUGGAGAAGUGCUGCCAGCCAUUAAACUGUCCUGACAAACUCAAGCCAUUAACAUUAAAUCCUCAAGAUUACUGGAGUAUAUUUUGAUUUGGUUCUAGGCUGCUUGCAUAAUAUAACAGAUUCCUACCUCAGCUCUCUAAAAAUCUAAAAAUGAUCAAGAUUUUGGAGGUUAAAGUGUGAUACAGAAUACAUCACUUGCACUGAGUAAAGUUGAAUAUUUUAUGUAUUUAUUACUUAUGAAGUGGGUUCAGGUCUGUUUUCUCAUUUAAAAUAUUUCUGAAAUGUAAAGAUUACUCCUGAUAAAUAAAUAUGGGAAACACUGAUGAUCAUGUUGAUAUUUGAAAUGAUCUGAAGAUGAUGUGUUUUGAUUUUAUGUAAUAAUGACAGUUUCAUUAAAGAUGAAUGACUAUGAUUAUGUAAUAUUUAUAUGUUAGUGAAUGAACCAGGAUGUUUUUUUUUAAACGCACUGGAACAUAAUAAAAUUAUUCAUUAUUUGUUGUGUCUGACACAAAUAAAAAUAAAGGUAAAGUAA
This is a messenger RNA of Danio rerio (zebrafish), 1510 nucleotides long. RefSeq names its product sirtuin 4 (gene sirt4). Gene Ontology annotation, biological process: chromatin remodeling. Lineage: Eukaryota; Metazoa; Chordata; Actinopteri; Cypriniformes; Danionidae. The record is from RefSeq and is marked provisional. Gene Ontology annotation, molecular function: zinc ion binding; NAD binding; NAD-dependent protein lysine deacetylase activity. Gene Ontology annotation, cellular component: mitochondrion; mitochondrial matrix.